ACGACCCAUCUAAGACGAUCUGUGAUUGGUUCUUUAAUAAACAAUUGUCCAAUCAAAAUACUUCUUACAUUUUAUCAGCUGAAAUUUUUUAGGUGAUCUCAUUGGUGCUUUGUUGUCCAAUCAAAAGCUUUGGUAUAUCGAUACUGUAAGCUUAAAGACGUGUCUCAAAAUGGCGGCCGACUGAGUAAAAAGCAAAAUGAAAAUUUUCCUGAAUGAAAAAAAAAUUUUCUAAUAAUUUGAUGGUGUUGGUGAUGGGGCAGAGAGUUGAUGAUGGACUGUACUCCAAGCUGCCGCCUUCCAGACCACGCAACGAUUAUUCUAUCCGCCACUACUCGUGAGGAUUUACCAACGUUUCAGUCCAUCGUAAAGAAAGUUUGCUCAAAUCCUGCAAACUUGACUGAUCGCCUUGGUCGCCAUGCGAUCCACGUAGCUGCCUCUUGCGGCAAGACAGACAUAUUAGAAUGGUUGAUUAAGGAGUGCAAAGUAGAUAUCGAGAUGCGGGACUGGGAGUCGGGAUGGACGCCAUUGCAUAGGAGCGUGUUUUAUGGCAAGCUGAACUGUGCAGUGAGGCUGCUUCAGCAUGGUGCUGUUCUUUAUAAUAUCGACAAAGAUGACCUUACACCACUGGACUUAGUCAUGCUGGACAGCCCAUUCAAGCUAUCUAUAUCAGUUGAAGGAAAAGUAACAUCAAACUAUGAGACCAAACUGAGUGAUGAGUUAUCUCUUCAUGUUGGUGACGUCGUCACUGAUAUUCACGUGACCCGGUCUGAUUAUUGGACGGGUAACUUGAAUGGUGUCCAAGGAUUCUUUCCUAAAAGAUGUGUACAGCUUACUAAACAAGACUAUAGGACUGAUUUGUAUACCUGGGGUGCAAAUACAAAUUUUACUCUUGGGCAUCAAGACGAAAGUUUGAGGCAAAACCCUGAACUGGUUGAGACUUUGAGCAAUGACAAAUCCACCAGCAUCAAACAGGUUGUGAUGUGCAAGUUUCAUUCUGUUUUCCUGACUCAAGAUGGAAGACUGUAUACUUGUGGUCAUGGAAGAGGAGGGAGACUGGGACACGGGGAUGAACAGACACAGCUGGCUCCGAAGUUAGUAAAAAGUCUUAAAGAACACACGUGUACCUCAGCUGCUGCAGCUCAGGAUCACACAGUCGUUGUUACAGACAGUGGUUCAGUGUUUACAUUUGGAUUAAACGACAUGCAUCAACUAGGCCAUACUCCAGCUCCUUCUCAGUGUCUUGUCCCUUCAAAGAUACAAAUGAAGACUUGGAAAGGGAAGCAUAUGAUUGGUGUAGCAGCAGGGCGAUACCACACGGUAUUCUACACCCAUAAUGAAGUGUAUACUUGCGGUCUUAACAUUGGACAACUGGGUCAUCUUAAAGGAGAAAAAUUCCUCACUAGUCCAAGACAGGUAACAGCUCUUCAUCACAAGGACAUCACCAUCUCCAUGGUAACAUGCAGUGAUGCAGCAGCAGUGUGUGCGACAGGCAAAGGGGACAUAUUUGUACUCAAUCAGUAUUCCUGUCAAAAGAUUGUCAGUAGAUUCCCUGAGCUUACUAAGGUGUUGGUGGCUGGCGUAGAUGUUGAUCUGAACUCAAACUAUGAAGCUGCGAAAGUCCAAGACCAUGUUACACUCACAUUACUGAAUGCAAAAGGACUGGUUUAUCAGUGGAAAGAGAGCUAUGGAGGGAUGCGAAGGUGCAAAUGGUUGUUGAGGAAGGAACUUCUUGUCGCUGAUGUUGCAGUUGGAAAACAGCUUUACAUCAUCACAGAUCGAGGAGAGAUGUUCACUUGUACCAAUGCAGGUGGUGGUCACCCUGUGGUAAGACCUGCACGCUCUUCACCAUCUCCUUCCCCAUACAGGCCGUUUGGAGGCUGGGACCAAAAGGAAGUCAUAAACUAUAACGUCACUAGAUGCCCCAUGGUGCAUCGGGGCAUUAAAGUUUUUACUGAUGGGAAGUCCAAGGGAUUUGCUGUACUCCAAGUUGACCCGUCUACAGGGCUUGUGAAACGACCAACUAUACGUAACUCAACAAUGGUCGAUGACUUCGUUCAUUUCUUAGAUGAGACAAUGGUUGAAGAUGAUAUUCAUGAUGUGAACCUUGUAGUCAAGGGACGUGUUUUCCCCGCUCAUGCUUUCAUUCUCGCAUCAAGAAGCCCAACAUUUCGUAAACUUCUACUAGAAGAACACAAAAAAAUGUCUCAUUCAGAGAAUGUAGCCAUAAUGACUGUGAAACUAGAUAAUGUUGAGGACUGCUCUGUAGUAACCAAGUAUCUUCAGGAUUUGUAUAGUGGUCUUCAGGUGAACGAUGCCAUUCUUUUUGGCUCGAAAAUUAACAACAAACCAACGAAAAAGACUCCCAAAGCCAAGGAAGUGAAGGUCUCUAAUGGGCUGGACGAAGGGACUGAAGAUUUGAGCUUAUUAAACUUACUUGUUCAGAAUUACGAGGAAUUUACCAUGGUAGAUUUAGACGACUUCUCAGCUCUUUCAUUUUUGGAUAAAGAAAAAGAAAAUGAUGUUGUGGAAGAUGUUAGUGACCCUAUGGAAAGUGCCAAAAAGAAGCCAAAAAGUACUGCAAAAACUGAUAUGAAAACACAACCUAAUACUAAACAUAAAAGGUAUUCAACAUUGCUAAAAUGCCGUUUGCAAACUACUUCUAUCCUCCAACAUGAGCAGCAGUAAGGGGGAC
Messenger RNA from Actinia tenebrosa (Australian red waratah sea anemone), 2692 nucleotides. Its product is annotated as inhibitor of Bruton tyrosine kinase. Lineage: Eukaryota; Metazoa; Cnidaria; Anthozoa; Actiniaria; Actiniidae. Gene Ontology annotation, molecular function: protein binding. The record is from RefSeq and is a predicted model, not a curated record.